GACGGCCCCCGGGGCUCCGGCCUAGUCGGGGGUCAGAGGUGACAGCCCCCACGGUGAGAGGUCGCGGCCACAGGAUGAUUCGUGGGAUGCCCCCGCCCUCCCCUAGAUAUGGGUGCAUCGCAGCUGCGUGUGGUGGCGACGACGCGGUCCUGCAGCGCUGGAAACUGGCCAUCUGCUGCAUCCUGGAGAUAUGGAUGGACUAUUAUCAGGAGGACUUUUGUCGGCUCCCCCAAUCUGCCUCCCUGAAGAAGAUUCUGGAAUUCAUAAGGCAGCGCAUGCCAGGCACAGACGUGGAGCUCCGUGCCCGGCGUUACCUGCAACAACUCAGACGCCUCCAUGCAGCGGAGCCAGAGGCUGGGGCUACAGCUUCGGCCCGAGCAAAAGACCCUGAAGCACUUCCGGAGCCCGCCCCAGCCCCAACUGUGGGGCCUGCUGCCUCGGAUGGGCCUGAAGUGCUCGAGGCCGCCCUGGCUGCUGGGGCUGAGGGCUUGGCCCCAGCUGAGGUGCCAGCUGGGGAGGCGAAGCCCCUGCAGAUAGUGGUCACUGCUCUAGAUCACGGCUGCGCCCUGGACGAGCCACGUGCACCUGCGGCCACCCCGGAGGAGGAGCAGGCCCUGGCCACCUGCAAUCGGGGUCCCCAGAGUGCCAGAGCCGCCAAUUGCCUCUGGGACAACUGGCUUCAACCUCUGCGCAGCCCCCUGACCACCUCGGGAGCCCGCCCCCAGCUCCCCACCGCAGGGCUCGUCAUGCCUGCAGCCCAACGGAGGCUUGCCUUCCCGUGUCAUUUCACUGUUUCUAUAUUUUGA
Messenger RNA from Canis lupus familiaris (dog), 806 nucleotides. Its product is annotated as ral guanine nucleotide dissociation stimulator-like. Bases 75 to 806 code for a protein of 243 amino acids. Lineage: Eukaryota; Metazoa; Chordata; Mammalia; Carnivora; Canidae. The transcript has 3 exons. The record is from RefSeq and is a predicted model, not a curated record.